UGUUCAUACCGGUAGUCUGUGUGGAACACAUUGGAAAAUAGUAAGUGCGUGCAUCUCGCGCCCAACGUGGCUACAAUAAAAGAGCCUUUAAUAGAUGCACGACGCGCCUUUAUAGUUAAAGAGACGGAUAUCACAACAGUUGCUGACAUUAUGAGCAAAAUGCCUCCUAACAGACGAGGAAUUAAGUUUGAGGUGGGCGCUGCUCUUGAAGCACGGGACAGUCUGAAGAACUGGUAUGUUGCCAACAUUGAGAAGAUUGACUAUGAGAACGAGAAGAUCUUAAUCCACUAUCGCCAGUGGAGCCAUCGCUACGAUGAGUGGUUUGACUGGGCCAGUCCGUACCUGAGACCCGUGGAGAGGGUUCAGCUGAGGAGAGAGGGACGACAGGAAGACAGCUUUAUCCCUGGAUUUCAUGUGAAUGACAAAAUUCUUGCCAGUUGGUCCGAUUGUCGAUUUUAUCCUGCAAAAGUCUUGGCCGUCAAUAAAGAUGAAUCCUACACUGUUAAGUUCUAUGAUGGUGUUAUCCAAACAGUCAAAGGAAUCCAUGUGAAGCCCUUCACCAAAGAGAGAAGAAAGAAACUAACUGCUAAAAAUGAAGAGAAGCCCAUAGUAAAAAAGACAGAAAAGGACAAGAAAAUGCAGGAGGAGAGUGAAGUCAAUGGCGGUAAACAAGCAGCAGGGCAAACUGACAGUGUUCCUGAGGAAGAGGCGAAUGAGAUCUCAGAUUUGGAUGGAGAAGAAGGUGAACAGAAGAAAAGAAAUGGGAAUGGGACAUGCCUUGAAGUGGAAGAUAUAAGCAUAAAGGAGGAAUAUGAGGAGAGGGGCUUGGAGCGAAUAGGGCAGCACAAUUACAGUAAGUCAUUUCUGAAGAAGGUCUCAGGGCCUGAGGAGAAAGAAGAGGAAGCCGCAGUGAAUAUGGAGGACUCUGUGGUGUUUGACAUGGGUGUGAACUUUAAUAAGGGGAUGGUAAAGAGAAAUGAGACAGAGGAAGCAGAAGUUCACGUGGAACAAAAAGAGGAGGAAAUCAAAGGAAAGUUUGUUCCUCAUGACAGAAAGUCACGGAGGCAGCGCAUAAGAAGGAAGAGGAGACUUUCAGUGGCAAGAAGGGGCUCCAAAAAAGAAAAAAGUUUCCAUAAUGAUUGCAAGCCCACAUUUGCAUCCACCAAUCAAGGGAAAGGAUCAGACCCCUUACAUCUAACACAAUCAUCCAAUGAAACCGCAGUACCUAAGGCUCAAUGCCAAUCAGAAACCUUUAAGCCUACAGCAGUCAGAAAACAAGCUUUCCACAACCCUAACCGAUUCAGCAGAGAGCCAUUAUACAGAGUCAUCAGAAACCAGCCUCCACCGGUGCUCUCUAUCAACUUGGACCAUAAUCCAUAUAAAUGCAGCGCUCCUGGCUGUACGAAGUCUUUCCGCAAAGCAAAACUCCUGCACUAUCAUAUGAAGUACUACCAUGGAGAUGAUCGUCUGAUUGAACUGGACCAGACCAGGGCAAUGGACAAACACACCACACUUAAUAAUCAGGGUAGCCCUAAGAAGAGGUGCAUUACAUCGAUGACUGUGAAGAGACGCUCUCUAGUGCCCCCUGUUGUCAGUACACAGAAUUACCAACGGUGGACUUCACUGAAGAACAAGACCAGAGACAAUCAGCUAGACAGCAACAUGCAUAGAUACUUCAACAAGGAAAGAGACAAGAGGUUUAUGCAAAUGGAAGGUGUGAAGGAACGUGACAAGCUAAAAGAAAAACAGACUAGAGACUUCCUGCGAAUAAAGUUGAAGGAAAAGAAAAAGAUGAGAAAAACCACAUCAGAUGAGGAUAGCAUUUCUGACUGGCCCUCUGACAGCUGUGGAUGGAGUGAAGAUGAAAUGGGGGCAGAUUUGGACAUCAUUGCCUCACCUCUCAGCUGUAGCUCUCUUGCCUCGACUACAGGAAGUCAGGAAACUGUCCGCUGUGUGUGUGAAGUGGAAGAGGAAAAUGACUUCAUGUUACAGUGUGAAGAGUGUCUGUACUGGCAGCAUGGAACCUGUAUGGGCCUCCUGGAAGAGAAUGUUCCAGAACGAUACGUUUGCUUCAUUUGCCGGGAUCCUCCAGGGCAGAUCAGAGGUCAGAGACAGAGCCUGCGGUACUGGUAUGACAGGGACUGGCUUAGCACCGGCCAUAUGUAUGGCCUCUCUUUCCUGGAGAACUACUCCCAUAAGAACGGCAAGAAGAUUGCAGCCACUCAUCAGCUGUUAGGGGACGUUCAGCAUGUGGUGGAAGUCCUCAAUGGCCUGCAGCUCAAAAUCAGCGUGCUACACAGCCAAAGUCACCCAGACCUCAAGUUGUGGCGGCAGCCAUGGAAAUUGACUGAGAAAUCCAGGAUGAAAAGCAUGGCUCUUCCAGACACAAAAACAGUUUCUGCAUCAGCAUCCUUAGAAGCCAUUCAACGUAAAGAACCCUUGACUUCAUCCUUCCAGGACUACAUUAGCAGUGAGCAUUGCUACCAAAAGCCACAAACACUGUACCAGGUAUUGGAGCCGAGGCUGGUGCUGAAGACACGGGUGGAGUCGGUGCUGGAAGACAGAUUGCACAACACUGAGACAGUGCUGAAGAAUGAACAACACUAUAAUGGAGAGAUCCAACCAGCACUACUGAAGACAUCUAGUACUCCGCUCUUGAACCACAGCAAGGACUCAGGAGAGAAGUGUGAGGCGGGUUCUGAUGGAGGCGGGGUUAAGGGCGGAGCUCAGCAGCAGCAGUGGAGGAUCAACCUGCUGGAGCAUAUCGAGACUGUACAAGAAGAGGUUACUCACAGGAUGGACUUCAUCGAAAGGGAGCUUGAUGUGCUUGAAAACUGGCUGGACUGCACGGGUGAGCUGGAGCCUCCAGAGCCGCUGGACCGUCUGCCUGAACUCAAGCACAGCAUCAAACAGCUGCUGAAUGAAAUGGGAAAGGUGCAGCAGAUCGCUCUGACUUGUGCCACAUGAGGGCGCCAGGGCAUAUUUUACUACCAUCACAGGACUACCUCAGCUUGAUACAUUCCUAAACCAGGCCACGAACCAAAGAGCAUAAAGAAUAAACUGAGAACAUGUGAAACUGAA
Sinocyclocheilus anshuiensis is the source of this 3081-nucleotide messenger RNA. Its product is annotated as PHD finger protein 20-like. The record is from RefSeq and is a predicted model, not a curated record. The transcript is spliced from 17 exons. Gene Ontology annotation, biological process: regulation of transcription by RNA polymerase II. Gene Ontology annotation, cellular component: NSL complex; MLL1 complex; nucleus. Bases 151 to 2967 code for a protein of 938 amino acids. Lineage: Eukaryota; Metazoa; Chordata; Actinopteri; Cypriniformes; Cyprinidae.